AUGUCGUGCGUUGAACUGCCACAAGCGGCGUCGUCGCGGGGCAAUGAACUCCAACAGCGCGCGGGAGGUCACUCCAAGUUCAAGCUUAUUGUACGCACGACGAUUUGUGCUGUCCUGUUUGCUGUCCCCUUCUGUGUCUCGAUCCCUUCCUCUCCGCUGUUGAAACUCUCACAGGCGCAGGACGCAAAGAAGACGCUCAUCCCGCGCAUGAUGAGUGAUUUCUUCUAUGUGAACUUUAUCGCUAGCGGGUGCGCCUACUACUUUCUCAUAGAACCUCGUAUCACGAACGAGAAGGCGAAGAAGGGGUUUAUGCCGUAUCUCGGCCCUCUCUCUGCACAGGUGCCAGGGCUAUCGUGUCUUGUGCUCUCUCAUUUCUUUUAUCCGGGAAUGUGGGCAGUGUUUAACGAACGAACAUGGCGCGAGCGCCGGAGGGAGUUUGUUCGUCUUAACACAAAAUGUUUUUUUGCAUAUGCUCCUAUUCACAUACCCGCCGCAGUUGCCAUUGGCGCCGGCGUAGGCGUCGUGCUUUACCCGUUCAAAUUCUUUAAGAAGUAG
This is a messenger RNA of Trypanosoma conorhini, 555 nucleotides long. RefSeq lists its product as uncharacterized. The record is from RefSeq and is a predicted model, not a curated record. The transcript has a single exon. Bases 1 to 555 code for a protein of 184 amino acids. NCBI's taxonomy places the organism in Eukaryota, Euglenozoa, Kinetoplastea, Trypanosomatida, Trypanosomatidae.